Entelurus aequoreus (snake pipefish) is the source of this 1602-nucleotide messenger RNA. RefSeq names its product high-affinity choline transporter 1-like. Gene Ontology annotation, cellular component: plasma membrane; axon; synapse. The record is from RefSeq and is a predicted model, not a curated record. Gene Ontology annotation, biological process: choline transport; acetylcholine biosynthetic process; synaptic transmission, cholinergic. NCBI's taxonomy places the organism in Eukaryota, Metazoa, Chordata, Actinopteri, Syngnathiformes, Syngnathidae. The transcript is spliced from 7 exons. Gene Ontology annotation, molecular function: choline:sodium symporter activity. The coding region runs from base 133 to 1602 and encodes 489 amino acids.
UGGGUGGGAGGAGGAUACAUUAACGGCACUGCUGAGUAUGUUUAUCUCCCGGAUAACGGCUUGGCUUGGGCACAAGCCCCCUUUGGAUACGCCCUCAGUCUCGUGGUUGGCGGACUCUUUUUCGCCAAGCCCAUGCGCUCCCGAGGUUACGUCACCAUGCUGGACCCCUUCCAGCAGCUGUACGGGAAACGCAUGGGCGGCCUCCUCUUCAUUCCCGCUUUAAUGGGGGAGAUCUUCUGGUCCGCCGCCAUCUUGUCCGCUCUCGGUGCCACGCUCAGCGUCAUCGUGGACAUCAACAUCAAAAUGUCGGUGGUCCUCUCGGCCCUCAUCGCCAUCUUCUACACGCUGGUGGGCGGACUUUACUCGGUGGCGUACACGGACGUGGUGCAGCUCUUCUGCAUCUUCGUGGGCCUGUGGAUCAGCGUUCCGUUCGCUCUGACCAACCCGGCCGUGUCGGACAUCACGGUGACGGCAGUGCGGGAAGUGUACCAGGCGCCAUGGAGAGGCAGCAUCAACAAGAGUGACACCUGGGUCUGGAUCGACAAUUUUUGCCUGCUGAUGCUCGGAGGCAUUCCUUGGCAGGUGUACUUCCAAAGAGUCCUGUCCGCGUCCUCCGCCACCUACGCACAAGUCCUCUCCUUCCUGGCGGCGUUCGGGUGCCUGGUCAUGGCCGUCCCCUCGGUUCUCAUCGGAGCCAUCGGGGCCUCAACAGACUGGAACCAAACCACAUAUGGCGCCAUUCCCCCUAAGGACAAGGAGCAGGCGGACAUGAUCCUUCCCAUCGUUCUCCAGCACCUGUGCCCGCCGUUCGUCUCCUUCUUCGGCCUGGGCGCCGUCUCCGCCGCCGUCAUGUCGUCCGCCGACUCCUCCAUCCUGUCGGCCAGCUCCAUGUUUGCCAGGAACAUCUACCAGCUGGCCUUCAGACAGUCGGCGUCGGAUCGCGAGAUCGUGUGGGUGAUGCGCAUCACCAUCUUUGUGUUCGGCGGCCUGGCCACGGUGAUGGCGCUGGUCACCGGCACGGUUUACGGCCUGUGGUACCUCAGCUCCGACCUGGUGUACGUCAUCAUCUUCCCUCAGCUCCUCAGCGUGCUCUUCGUCAAAGGCACCAACACGUACGGCUCGGUGGCCGCCUACUUUUUCGGCAUGGUGCUGCGCAUCGGCGGAGGCGAGCCCUACCUGCAGCUGCCGCCUUUCAUUUACUACCCGGGCUGGACCGUGGAGCAGCGCAAGCAUCACAUCACGGGAGAAAUGGAGGACGCGGUCAUCCAGAAGUUCCCGUUCAAGACGGCCUCCAUGCUGGCCUCCUUCCUCGGCAACGUGGCCUUCUCCUACCUGGCCAAGUACCUCUUCGAGAGCGGCAAGCUGUCCCACAAGUACGACUUCCUCGACGCCGUGGUGUCCAAGCACAGCGGCGAGAUCAUGGAUAAGACCACGCUCGUGACUCGGGGCAACAACAUCGGGCUGUCGGAGAUGGCGCCCGUCAAGCCGCGGCUGAGCGUGACCCUGGCGGCCGCCUUCACGCGCCGCGACACGCUGCCGGCAGAAACGGUGGAGGAGGAGGAGGAGGAGUCGAGCCCCGACUCCUCCCAUCACGAUGAAUAA